AUGGCGGCCCUCAAGGGCCAGGCGUCGGCGUCGGCCCUGGCCUCCGAGGUCGUCGCCGCGGCCGUCGAGGAGGUCUUCGACGAGGCGCCGCCGGCGACGCCGCGGCCCGCGUCGCCGCCGGCGGCGUCGCAGCGGUCCAUCGAGACGUUGCUGUCGCCCAAGUCGCCGGCGACGCCGUCGGGCCGGGCCCUCGAGGGCCAGGAGUGCCUCCAGUACAUGCUCCUCUUCGAGCGGCAGGCCGCGGGGCUCGACCUCGACGCGCUCCAGCUCGGCAGCGUCCGCGUCGACGUGCCGCGCGGCCCCCAGGUGAAGAGCGCGCUCCGGUCGGCCGCGAAGCUCGCGACGACGGCGCUGCGGCGCUGCGAGCUCCUCGAGGGCGACGUCGCCGCGGAGAAGGCGCGCGUCGCGGCGCUGCGCAUGGACCAGGACGUGCUCGAGAAGCGCCUGGCCAUGCUCGAGACGCGGUGCCACCAGUCGGAGAAGCGGUGCUCGAAGCUCGACAUGCGCGCGGACGAGGCGGACCGGCGCCAGGAGGCCGACGAGCGCUGGAAGCGGACGACGGAGGAGCGCCUCGAGCGGGCGGAGCAGCGCCUCGAGUCCGCCGACGCGGAGUCGAAGCGGAAGAGCGAGGAGCUCGCGGACGUGCAGCGCCAGGCGCGGACGACGCGCCAGUCGAUGGCGCGCAUGUCCGUGGCCGGCGGCCAGCGCGCGACGGUGAGCGCCGCCGCGGCGACGUCCCUCGCGGCCAUGCGCGAGGACGAGAGCGACGGCGAGGACCAGGGCAGGAAAAGAGAGCGAAAUUCCCAACUUCAGAGGCUCCUAUCUCGGUCGUUUUCCACUCGCGAGGACGACGACGACGAGCCCGUCGCGGAGCUCGGCCGCGCGGCCGCGGCGCCGCCCGCGGCGAAGCCGCGGAACCGCAUCUCCUUCGCCGCGGCGCUCGCGGCGCCGCCCGUGCUCGCGGCGGCGGCGGCCCCGAAGCCCGGCGGCCCGCCCGCGGCGGCGUCCGCGGCCGCGGACGCCGAGGCGCUCGAGAGCCGCAUCCGCGAGCAGAACUACAUGGGCGCGGCGCUCGAGCAGGACCUCGAGCGCCUCGCGAAGAAGCAGGGCGACACGGCGCAGAUGGCCGCCGAGGUCACGGCGCGCGUCAACCUCGCGGAGCCCCGCAUCGCCAAGCUCGGCGAGGCCGUCCAGGCCGCCGCCGCCGCCGCCGAGUCCGCGGGCAACAAGGCCGAGUCCGUCGCGCGGACGCACGCGACGACGCGGCGCCUCGUCGGCGACGUCAAGCUCGACGCCGCCGCCGCCGCCGCGCCCGAGGCCGCCGCCGCCGCCGCGCCGGAGCCCGCGGGCGAGGACGCGGGCAAGUCCUACGAGCAGAAGCGCAAGGAGAAGCGCGCGGAGCGCGCGGCCGCGAAGAAGCGCAAGGCCGAGGAGGCGUCGAUGACGCCCGAGGAGCGCGCGCGGCGCGCGUACGAGGCGUCCGCGGUCACCGCCGCGGCGCCCCCCGCGGUCGCCGCCGCGCCCGCGGCGCCCGCGCCCGCCGCGGCGCUCGAGGCCCUCGCCGCGCCGCUCCGCGAGGCCGCGGACCUCGCGCUCGAGCGCGCGUCCGAGGCCGACGACAAGGCCGAGCGCGUCCUCGCGCUCGCGCUGACCGUCGAGGCGACGUGCGACCGGGGCCUGCGCCAGUCCGCGGCGGCCAUCGCCGCCGCCGAGGCCGCCGUCGAGGUCGAGAACGCGAACGCGAGCCGCCAGGGCACCAUCGAGGCCGAGCUCCGCGCGCUCCGCCGGUUCCAGGGCGAGUUCGAGUUCAAGCAGGAGAAGUACGCGGAGCGCUUCGAGGCCGGCGCCGCGGAGCACCGCGGCGCCCUGGCGACCUGCGAGGGCAUCGCCGACGGCCUGGAGCGGCGCUGCGACGACGUCGACGCGCACGUGCGCCGCAUGGCGGACCACGAGGCGCGCGACGCGGGCCGGCGCGAGCGCGAGGCCGCGCACCUCGACAAGCUCGCGGCCUGGGCCGCGGAGCAGGUCGAGGAGGUCAACGCCGCCGCGGGCCGCAUCGACGCCCUCGAGCGCGUCGCGACGCGCGCGGCGACCGAGGCCGCGGACCGCGCGACGCGCCACAACCUGCCGAACGUGCUCAAGCCCAUCCUCCGCGACUGGCUCGAGCACAGCGGCGUCGGGCCCGGCGUGCGCCAGGACGAGCUCGUCGCGCGCCUCGGGGCCAUGGAGCGCGAGCUCGACGCGCUCGUCGGCCGCGUCGCGGACGGCGCGCUCGAGCCCCGGCGGCCGCACCCGCCCGCGGGCACGACCGCGCAGGUGUGCAUCUCCUGCAACCGGCCCACGGGGCCGCACCCGGAGGCGUCGGACCCCUUCGACGUCCUCGACUUCCUCGGCGGCGGCGACGCGCCGCGCUUCGUGCCCACGCUCGACGUCAAGCACGCCGCGCCCGCCAAGGCCCCGGCCCGGCACCCGCCGCGGCCCCAGUCCGCGCCGCCGAAGCGCGGCAAGCUCAACUUCGUCAACGGCAAGUGGCAGACCGAGUCGCCGGCGCCCCGCGGGCCCCCGUCGUCCGCGGAGAAGAUGGACCUCCUCCUCCAGCGCCAGUACCUCUCGCCGUCGCCGCCCGCGGACAAGCCCGCCAUCCACUACAAGGUCCCGGGCAACCGGCCCACGACGCCGCGCGCCAUCGUCGCCGCGGGGCACCAGGCCCACCACCGGCUAUAA
Molecule: messenger RNA, 2724 nt
Organism: Aureococcus anophagefferens
Lineage: Eukaryota; Pelagophyceae; Pelagomonadales; Pelagomonadaceae
Exons: 3
Coding region: 1-2724 (907 amino acids)
Source: RefSeq, a predicted model, not a curated record